Messenger RNA from Entrophospora sp. SA101, 486 nucleotides. The record is from the annotation of a GenBank genome assembly. NCBI's taxonomy places the organism in Eukaryota, Fungi, Glomeromycota, Glomeromycetes, Entrophosporales, Entrophosporaceae.
AUGAUUAAAAUUGGUCUAGUUGGCUUGCCAAAUGUUGGAAAAAGUAGUUUAUUUCGUUUCUUGACCCAAAAAGAAGUCUUAAUUGCUAACUAUCCUUUUGCCACCAUCGACCCUAACCAUGGGAUAAUGCCUAUCCUUGACUUUCGUGCUGCUCAAGGUUCAGGUUUAGGAAAUGAAUUUCUUUCUCACAUUCGAGAAGUAGAUUUAAUUUGUCAUGUUUUGCGUUGUUUUGCUGACUCCAACAUCGAACAUGUAGAAAAAAAUAUUGACCCUCUCCGAGACUACGAAAUUAUCCAAAGUGAAUUAAUUCUUGCUGAUUUACAACAAAUUGAAAAAAGAAAACAAAAAUUACAAACUUUACAAAAAAAGCAACCACAACAAACUGAGAAAGAAUUGAAGUUAUUAGCUUACCUAGAACAAAAUUUAAUGAACGGCUCUGUCAUUUCGCAGUUAAAAUUAGACACCGAACAAAAGGAGCAAGGAUGA